GCACCAGUGACUAAUGAUGCAAUCAGUGAUAUAAUUGAGAGUACCAGUCAGGAUCCAGUGUUUGAAUCGCUAUUCUCGCUGUUCAAUGUUGAUAAAGCCCAAUACAUCAGAGAAUUGGAGGAGUCAAAGGAUAUACAGAAGCAAUUAGAUAGCAAUGAACCAGUGUUUGUCACUCAUGGUGCUCAGCAACAAUGUCAAAUUAAUUCAAGUGUACCAUCUAGCUCCACUACUACUCACUUGGUGCCUUCAAUAAAUAAACAACAUCAUGUUAGAAACUUGGACUUUGCUGCCGACAACUCAUUCAGUGAACGAACUGAGAGUCUCAGUUCUCCCUCGAUCACUGCUUCAAAAAACAAACAAACAAACAAACUAAAAAGAAAAAGGAGAAGAAAUGUUGGGAAAGAUAAAUCUCAGAAGAGAUCAAAAAAAUCAGCAAGUGGUGAUGGAAAUGAAGACAGACAGCAAGAAAAUCCGGAACAAGGAUUUGUUAAAAUUAAUCGAUCAGGAAGCAUGCUGGGAAGAUGUUGUCAAGACGAUGCAACCAGUAUGAAAUUUUCAUCUCAAGAGUUAGAGAGUUCUAGUUCAAAUAUUGUAAUGCAAGAAAAUACAAACACUGUGUCACAGCUGGUGAUGCCUGAUAUGGUGACAUCAUCUCAGACGAUUGCCAAUUCCAAGUCACACUUGGUUAUGCAAGGGAGUAUUAAAACUUCAUCACAAAUGGAAACACCCAGUACAAUGACGUUGUCUCAGCACAUAGCCAGUCCAAGGCAAGUAAAUACAAACACUUCAUCACAAAUGGAAACACCCAGUACAAUGACGUUGUCUCAGCACAUAGCCAGUCCGAGGCAAGUAAAUACAAACACUUCAUCAUCAAUGGAAACAGCCUGUACGAUGGUGUUGUCUCAGCCCGUAGACAGUCUGAGGCAAGUAAUUACAAACACUUCAUCACAAAUGGAAACACCCAGUACAAUGUUGUUGUCUCAGUCCAUAGACAGUCUGAGGCAAGUAAAUACAAACACUUCAUCACAAAUGGAAACAUCCAGUACAAUGAUGUUGUCUCAGCACAUAGCCAGUCCGAGGCAAGUAAAUACAAACACUUCAUCAUCAAUGGAAACAGCCUGUACGAUGACAUCAUCACAUCCUUUCAAUUUUAAUUCAAACCUUGUCUUGCAAGGAAACACUUUAUCACAAACAUCCAGUGUGAUAGCACCAGCCCAGCAGAUAGCCAGCUCUAGACCAAAUAUGAACUCAACCCAACAUGUUGUUAUUCCUGGAAUGCACCGAACAAUCAAGCCAAUUAUGCGUUCUCAUCCUGUGAACCAAAUGUUGAGCAACUCAUUAUGCAUUCUACAGAAACCAAUAUCAGUGUCUACAUGCCCAACUAAACAGACAUGUACAAACACACCACGUACAUUACAGCCACGACCUAUAUUACGAGCACAAACUUCACAUCUAUCUUCAUUACUACCAAAGGCAACACUAAAUUCAACGUCCCAGUCAUCACAUCUUAUAAAUCCCAUCUCAUCACCAUUGCCACAACAAGUGAUUCAAAUCACAUCACCGUUACCACAGCAAAAGAGACAAUUGCCAUCAUCAUUACCACAGCAACAGGAACUAUUACCAUCACCUUUACCAAGACAACAGGAAAACUUUUCAUUGUCACAUCAGGGACCAGCUCCAUUACAAAUUUCACAGCAACAGGGACUAGUACCAUCAACAUUGCUACAGCAGAGACAUGUGCAAUCACCAUCACCACAACAAGAACAUGUGCGACCAUUGUUACCACAGCAACAGAGACAAGUGCCAUCACCUUUACCACAGCAACAGAGACAUGCAGCACCGCCAUUACCACAACAGAGACAAGCAGCAUCAGUGUUACCACAGCAACAGAGACAAGUGCCAACACCAUUACCACAGCAACAGAAACAAGUGCCAUCACCAUUACCACAGCAGCAGAAACAAUCAGCAUCACCAUUACCACAGCAACAGAGACAAGUGCCAUCACCAUUACCACAGCAACAGAAACAAGCAGCAUCACCAUUACCACAGCAACAGAGACAAAUGCCAUCACCGUUACCUCAGCAACAGAGACAAAUGUCAUCACCUUUACCUCAGCAACAGAGACAAGCAGCAUCACCAUUACCACAGCAACAGAGACAAGUAGCAUCACCAUUACCACAACAACAGAGGCAAAUGCCAUCAUCAUUACCACAGCAACAGAAACAAAUGCCAUCACCGUUACCACAGCAACAGAGAAAAAUGCCAUCACCAUUACCACAACAGAGACAAGCAGCAUCCCCAUUACCACAACAACAGAGACAAAUGCCAUCAUCAUUACCACAGCAACAGAAACAAAUGCCACCACCGUUACCACAGCAACAGAGACAAAUGCCAUCACCAUUACCACAACAGAGACAAGCAGCAUCACCAUUACCACAGCAACAGAGACAGAUGCCAUCACUAUUACCUCAGCAACAGAGACAAGUUCCAUCGCUGUUACCACAACAGAAACAA
Messenger RNA from Saccoglossus kowalevskii, 2514 nucleotides. RefSeq lists its product as uncharacterized. Lineage: Eukaryota; Metazoa; Hemichordata; Enteropneusta; Harrimaniidae. Gene Ontology annotation, molecular function: transcription coregulator activity; protein binding. The record is from RefSeq and is a predicted model, not a curated record. Gene Ontology annotation, cellular component: nucleus.